GUAUGCUCUCGGAUGUCUCUGGGUAAGGAAAAAUGGGAAAAUGCGCGCCGAGGGUUGUUCUCUCUGGAGGGGUGGACGCGAGAAUAUGCCAGUGGCAACUGGAAGCAGACGGGAUUCAGGAGCACCCUCUCUCUCUCUGUGAGGGAAGAAGAUGCUGUGCCACAGACAGUAUGUGAUUGUUAGCAGUUGCUGGCGGACUCUCUACGCGCAUUCACUUCCUGGACGCUCUACCGUGUGCACGCGUGAUCAGUGAAACAAUGACCAUGGACAUUGCCAAUCAAGUGAAGAGUACAGUGAUGAGUGAGGAGCACGUCACCAAGGCGCCCAGCAAGCGCUCCUUCGACGUGGCCUUCCUCAUGCUGCCGGACGAGAAGCUGAAGCAGAAGCAGGACAAGCAGGCCAAGCUGGAUGAAUAUCCCACGCACCAGAUCUCCGUGAAGAACGACCUCUUGCUGCGCCAUCCGCCGCCGGAGGCCUUCGAUCAGCGCCGGGAGGAGACAGAGGAGAUAGACAUCGUCUCCAAUGGCGUGAACAACAACAAUCACAGUCCUCCGGAUCACAUGAGGCACUUCAGGUAUCACUCGCUGCCGAUGGGCAGACUUCCGCGCAUCUACGAUGAUCCAACCAUCCUGCCGACGCCGGAGGACGCCCACAGGAGCGCAUUCACGAAGGUGCCCCACUUGAGGGACUCCCCGAAUCCGCCGCUCUCGCCAGAUCAGCUCAGCUGUCCGUCAAUCAGCCCGCCAGUGUCCGUGAGUCCGCCUCGGCCGUAUCCGCCGGCGGCCUUUCGACCGACGGACUACGCCUUCACAUCUCCCACUCACAUGUCCUCACCCGCCAGCCCCACGAAGAUCAAGCAGCAGUUCAUGUAUCGUCCUGGGCAGGAGCUUCCACCCCAGUACCUCCCUUCUGCCUCGUUUCCCUUCAACGCCGCGCCGCAUCCCUUCAUACAGCAGCAAUCGGAGAUCGCGGGCAUUGUCCGCAAUCCGGCAGCCGCCGCCAUCCUGUCCACACUCAUCCCGCCCACGCUGGCCUCCACAUUCAGCCUCACGGCCCAGAAUGUGUGCGCCAAGUGCAACAUCAGCUUCCGGAUGACCAGCGACUUGGUGUAUCACAUGCGCUCGCAUCACAAGAACGACAUGACCGGUGAUCCCAUGAGGCGCAAGCGGGAGGAGAAGCUGAAGUGUCCAGUGUGCAAUGAGAGCUUUAGGGAGAGACACCACCUCACCAGGCACAUGACGGCUCAUCAGGACAAGGAGAGCGACGACGCGGAGGCGCCAAAUGCUGUCCAGGCGACGCCCGGAAGCAGCUUUGAGCUGCACCAAGUCACUGCCCACCAGGCGAGGAGGCAGCAUCACAAGACCCACUGAAAGUGGUGGCUCUAAAUUCAACUGGCCUAAGUCCGGGCGGG
Phlebotomus argentipes is the source of this 1411-nucleotide messenger RNA. RefSeq names its product PR domain zinc finger protein 8. Lineage: Eukaryota; Metazoa; Arthropoda; Insecta; Diptera; Psychodidae. The coding region runs from base 258 to 1370 and encodes 370 amino acids. The transcript has a single exon. Gene Ontology annotation, biological process: regulation of DNA-templated transcription. The record is from RefSeq and is a predicted model, not a curated record. Gene Ontology annotation, cellular component: nucleus.